Camellia sinensis is the source of this 483-nucleotide messenger RNA. The record is from RefSeq and is a predicted model, not a curated record. NCBI's taxonomy places the organism in Eukaryota, Viridiplantae, Streptophyta, Magnoliopsida, Ericales, Theaceae.
AUGGAUGAUGAUUUUAUACAUGAUGUACCAGUUAUGGACGAUAUUGCUAUGGAUGAUGACCCUACUGGUGAUGAUGCUGACAUUGUUGAUGAAGAUAUCCUUACUCAGCCAUUUUCGGGAGGGCCAACUAAUCCAUCAAUCCUUAAAAGUUUUAAAAGUCAUGUUGCAGCCACUAUUUGGAAUGGUGUUGAAGAAAGGGAACCCUUGAAGUGUCAUAAUCACUCAUCUAAGAUUCAUUCAUGGCCGUGGUGGGAACAAGGCAACAACGGUACAUUUGUAAACAUUGUAGAGAUGUCAGAACUUGCACACUUAGCUCAUUACACAUACCGCUUUGUCAACAAAAUUGUAGUGUCCAGUUUUGUUGAGAGAUGGCAACCGGAGACAAACACCUUCUAUUUGAUUGUUGGAGAGAUGACUAUCACAUUGGAUGAUGUCGCCACUAUCCUAGGACUUGAACCUAAUUACCUUUUCAAUCUAGCAUGA